Uloborus diversus is the source of this 2742-nucleotide messenger RNA. Its product is annotated as coiled-coil domain-containing protein 66-like. Gene Ontology annotation, cellular component: microtubule; cilium. NCBI's taxonomy places the organism in Eukaryota, Metazoa, Arthropoda, Arachnida, Araneae, Uloboridae. Gene Ontology annotation, molecular function: microtubule binding. The record is from RefSeq and is a predicted model, not a curated record. Bases 1 to 2685 code for a protein of 894 amino acids. The transcript is spliced from 18 exons. Gene Ontology annotation, biological process: cilium assembly.
AUGGUCCGUCCGUCCUGUGACGACUCGAGACCCGUGGCUGAAGUGAAGCCGGACACUUGGUCCGGGACCAGGAAGACCAAGGACGACACAGUCACGCUCACGCAAUCACAAUUCCAGCAGAUCCUACAAGCCAUCGGGCAGGCUAACAAUAACAACAGCAACGUUGGUGCCAAUCACGAAAACCGAGACCUGUCUCCAUUGAAGUAUGUUCCAGAAAGUAAUGGCCAUGCUCCCGAACCCUCCCAGGACGUUCCGAAUACUUUGAGCAACGCUCCUGAUGUGGCGAGGAGGGCAGAAGAGGGCGGCUGCGAGAAGCCCCCCAUCGCCUGCCCCCUGGAUGUGGUCAUCUCUUGUCCGGCCGCCGCACUCUCUUGGUCUUCGGGCGAACUCUCGCCGCUCAGCAAAGUGGAACAGAAGCGACUGCAGUGGGAGAAGGAGAAAGCGGAAAUGAUCGACUGGAACCCUUGGGGUAAGCCCGGUGCAGGAGCUCCGGCAAAAAAGACUCAAGUCGUCGCACCAAUCACCCCCAGGCACAAUAAUCAGCAACUCCUGAUGGUCCACACGUCCACUGCAGUCCCGUACCAGCAGUCGAUGGCUUCUCCGUCCCGCUUCCUUCCUGAACCAUCCCCGGGCCAGUGCCACUCUUUCUUGCCCAACAAGACCUUCUCGCAGUACAACUGCGUAGCCCAACCCAUCAAACCUGUGCCACCCGUCUUCAAGAGCUCCAUUGCAUUUGGGAAUGGGGACAAUGAAUCUGUGGCUAGUGAUUAUUUUAAAAGACAACAAUGGCUACAGGAAUUAGGUGAGGAGGAGCAGCGCAAGGCCCAAGAGCAGAUGUCGGAUCCGAUGUGGAUGAACGGAUGUAAGGAUGAUUCCGAGAGCAUCUCUGUUUCGGUCGACGGAUCCGUGAUGCCGGGGGUUGCCAGGAAUUAUAUGAGGGGUCAGGGAUUUCAGCUGGAUCCAGUUUCGGCAGCAUUGGCCGAAGAACGUCGUCAGAAAGCCCAGGAAUACCAGCGAGCCAUUCGGGAACAGAUGGAAGAAAAGCAACGCAGAUUGGAAGCAGAGCGAGAACGCAAGAAACUGGAGGAGGAAGCAGAGGAAAGAAGGUUGGAGUCGGAGAGAGCCCGCAUCCAUGCAGAAUACGAACAGGAACAGAUGAGGAUUAAGCAGAAAGCUGAAAUGGAGGAACGAAAGCACCAGGUUCUGGUUUCGGCCGUCCAACAGGCCCAGGCUCAGGCCGAGAUGGAAAAGAAGACGAGGAAGAUCCAGAAGAUGUUGCCUCCUCCCCCUCCAGAGUCUGUCCUCGCCUCUCCCAAGAGGACCCAGGAGAAGCAGGAUUUGCCUUCUCUGGUUGAAGAUAAAUUGAAGAUUGAAGACAAAACUGAAGAGCCCCCCGACUCCCCCUCUAGCCACCGCAGGGAGCCCUCGAGAGCUUCCGAAACGGAAUCCUGCUUCUCGGAGCAAAAGGAGUUUGGAGUGCAGACUUCGGAGGACAGGAAGAGCUCCUUCGUGGUGGAUCGGGUGCUCACUCCAUCCAUCUUCAGGGUGAGGGCCAAGACGGGGAGAGGCAAGGACUGCGGGACGCAGACCGAAGCACAGUUCGGGAAGUAUGCCGCCGAAGAUGCGGAAUCCACUGAAAGCAACACGAGCUCCUUCCACAGUCCCCGGCGCAUAGUGAGGGUCCAGCACAGUAAGCCCUGCAAGGUCCAGCGCAGGAUAGUGGAGAUGCCCGAGGAAAGGCCCAAGUGGGGGGUCAACCAGCCCUCCAAGUCCUACGUAAGGAUGACAGAGAGGGACCCACACUUCUCCAAGCGCAAGAGGAUGCAGGAGCUCAGGCGCCAGCAUUGGGCCAGGGAGCUGGCAGCACAAAAGACGGGGGGCCAGUUGAGCACCAGGAGGUCCAACGUCACCACUUCUUACCCCAGCCUGAGGGGCCGCAGGGGGGCCAGCAGCUCAGACUGUACCUUGGGAUACAGCAGCUCAGAGUUCGAGACCAGGUCGUGUCGUCCUUUCCGGAGCAACUCGACUCCCCGUUAUCGCCAGCCAUCCGGAUUCCGAUCGGAUCACGGAUCCGCCGAGACGGUGGCCUACAUGGAGGCCGUGCCCACCGUGGCUCAUCCCAUGCUCAGGCGGAGGGAGUCCCAGAGCUCCGACAACCUGCCCUCCAUCGUGGGGGGCUCGGAGCCCUCCCCCUCCCGCAGGAUCGAAGGUUAUGGCCACCCCUCAUACAGCCUUCCUCCGAUGCGGCGCAAGUGGCACAGUCAAGAGACCUUCCAUCCAGGCAUCUUCCACACCUACAGUCCCCCUCACCUGUUGCACAGGCCGCUCAUGGAACCUUUCCGGCCGGGCCCCAGGCCCAUCAUACAGAGGAGGAAAUGGAGUGACCAAGAGAGUUUUGACCUGGAGAGUGUAGUCCGGUCUCGUGUGGAAGAGGGCAGCAGAGCUUCUUCCGCGGAGAGCAGCGAGAAGAGCGAGAAAUCUUCCGCAGCCUCCUCUGCCGGGAGCUCAGCCAGAAAGUCGCCAGCCAAUCAGAACCCACUUGUUUGUCCAGAAGUAGUGACGGGAAGGCCCACCCCGAGACAAGACAGGAUCUUGCAGAACUUGUCCUCCCUCAGACAGGGCCUGCUCAAAAAACAAAAGGAGCUUGAAAGUUUGAUCAGGAGACCUCCUCCUUACUUUUCAUGACUCUAAAAACUCUGAAAUGAGUUCAAUUAUUUUAACCGGCUGACCGUGACAACUUUU